This is a messenger RNA of Effrenium voratum, 813 nucleotides long. NCBI's taxonomy places the organism in Eukaryota, Dinophyceae, Suessiales, Symbiodiniaceae. The record is from the annotation of a GenBank genome assembly.
AGCAUUUGGCACAAGCGUGGGCCUAUUGAAUCAAAUUCAGGAGAAGACGAGAAGGCAUGACGGAGAAGGAACUCACCAAAGGUGCCAAGAGGAUUCUGGACGAGAGCGAGGAGAACACCUGUGGUUUCGCCGCGUUCUUCAUCUUGGAUCAAGAUGGAUACGGCAAGAAGACCAAGGGCAGCUCUGUCGAGGUGCCUUGGCACCUGAUGAGUUGCGAAGGCGAUGAGGUGCUAUUCCAGGCGGAGCUCCCCGCAAAUCCGCUGUUUUAUUUGCAGGUGUCAUCCGAGGAGAAUAACUUCUUUUGGGGCCAGUGGUGGCUGGGUGAUUCCAAGCGGAGCAAGACCAACGCGAUUUGCGACUUGAUUCCGAAGGAUUGCCGUCUGAUCCAGAAGUCACUGGAAGGGGACACCGUGGACUUCGAAUGUCAGGCUGAGAUGCCGUUCCUGAAAAACUCGUCCACCAGACUGGUGACGGUGAAGUUCACCACCAAGGAGCAGAAGUUCGUCACGAAGGUGGUCAAGGCGCAACUGAAGCUGCCCAAGGCCGUGUGGCUGGAGUGGAAGCAGCACCGCCUGCGCCUGUGGCGCGCCAGCAAGGUGUGGGCUGGAGAGGAUAAGGACGACGACGAAAAGAAAGACGACAAGGACAAGAAGGAUGAGUGAGGUCAUUGCCCGAGGCGGAGGUUCAUCAGAAUGAGGGACACGCGCGGCAAGUUUUGCCUCCAUACGAGAGGCCCAUACCCUUCGAUUUUGCCCAGGGCUGCCUUGUUGGGCCCCUAUGCCCUAUGGCAAUUGGCACCAAAUCAGAGACCAA